AUGGAUGAUGGCUUCCCCGAAGCUCCACAGAUGGAGAUCCCAGCUCUGUCAUCUACCCACCAGUCAUCUGUCCAUCCAUCAGUCAUCUAUCCACCCAUCAGUCAUCUAUCUAUCCACCCAUCAGUCAUCUAUCUACCCAUCAGUCAUCUAUCCAUCCACCCAUCAGUCAUCUAUCUACCCAUCAGUCAUCUAUCCAUCCACCCAUCAGUCAUCUAUCCACCCAUCAGUCAUCUAUCCAUCCACCCAUCAGUCAUCUAUCCAUCCACCCAUCAGUCAUCUAUCCAUCCAUCCAUCAGUCAUCUAUCCACCCAUCAGUCAUCUAUCCACCCAUCAGUCAUCUAUCCAUCCACCCAUCAGUCAUCUAUCCACCCAUCAGUCAUCCAUCCACCCAUCAGUCAUCUAUCCACCCAUCAGUCAUCUAUCCACCCAUCAGUCAUCUAUCCAUCCACCCAUCAGUCAUCUAUCCACCCAUCAGUCAUCUAUCUAUCCACCCAUCAGUCAUCUAUCUAUCCACCCAUCAGUCAUCUAUCUAUCCACCCAUCAGUCAUCUAUCCACCUAUCAGUCAUCUAUCUAUCCAUCCAUCAGUCAUCUAUCCACCUAUCAGUCAUCUAUCUAUCCACCCAUCAGUCAUCUAUCCAUCCACCCAUCAGUCAUCUAUCCAUCCACCCAUUCAUCUAUCUAUCCAUCCAUCAGUCAUCUAUCCACCUAUCAGUCAUCUAUCUAUCCACCCAUCAGUCAUCUAUCCAUCCAUCCAUCAGUCAUCUAUCCACCCAUCAGUCAUCUAU
Messenger RNA from Rattus norvegicus (Norway rat), 786 nucleotides. The record is from RefSeq and is a predicted model, not a curated record. NCBI's taxonomy places the organism in Eukaryota, Metazoa, Chordata, Mammalia, Rodentia, Muridae.